AUGAUGACUGUUACCAGUUAUUUAGGAGUUACUGCUCAUUUUUUGCAUAAUGAUAGUCCUGUGUCUCGUUGCAUAGCCACCGUUGCUCUAGAUGAAAGGCAUACUGGUGAAUACAUAGCUGCAAAAUUGAAUGAAAUUUGUACAAGCAUGCACAUCAAUACAGAAAAAAUAUCUGCGAUAGUGACAGACAACGGCGCGAACAUAACAGCAGCUACAACAAUUUUUGUUGGGAAAAACCAUCACUUGCCUUGCUUUGCCCAUACACUAAAUAUCAUCGCUGAAUCUGCAAUGUCAGUUAAUGAUUGCAAUUUAUUAAUAAGCAAAGUGCGUGACAUUGUAAAAUACUGCAAGAACAGUGUAAUUGCCAGCGAUGCGUUACGAGAAAAGCAAGCUCGCUCUCAACCUCUUAAACUGAUUUUGGAUGUAAAGAUAUGGUGGAAUUCCGUUUAUUAUAUGCUCCAGAGAUUUAUUGAGCUAACGCCUAUAGUACAUCAAGCCUUAAUGUUGAAUGUUAAAGCACCGCCCACACUCUCAGCUUUAGAAAUUCAAAAUAUUAAAACAUUGAUGAGUAUUUUGAAACCACUAGAAUAUGUUACCAAAGAGCUGUCGGGUGAACGAUGUGUGACUAUAAGCAAAAUUAUACCGAUUGUGAAUUGCCUGAAGGCGCAGAUUAAUGAUGUAUAUGUGUCUGUAGGUGAGGACUACGAUGAUAUGACAGUACUACAUGCGGUAAAAAAAGAAAUGAUUAAACAAAUAGAACGCCGAUUCGGAUGCAUUGAAGAAAACUACAAUACUUAA
Messenger RNA from Anastrepha ludens (Mexican fruit fly), 798 nucleotides. RefSeq names its product zinc finger BED domain-containing protein 6-like. The record is from RefSeq and is a predicted model, not a curated record. The transcript has a single exon. NCBI's taxonomy places the organism in Eukaryota, Metazoa, Arthropoda, Insecta, Diptera, Tephritidae. Bases 1 to 798 code for a protein of 265 amino acids.